Molecule: messenger RNA, 2610 nt
Organism: Cyclocybe aegerita
Lineage: Eukaryota; Fungi; Basidiomycota; Agaricomycetes; Agaricales; Hemipholiotaceae
Source: the annotation of a GenBank genome assembly
AUGCUCGCUGUCGCAUCAUCGUUUUUCGGCAGGACCAACAUCAGCCAGUCCUACAAUACUGGUUCCAACUCGCAAGGCCUUGGAAGCCGGCCUGCAACUCCGGGUUCUACAAGCACGUCCCUGUCUGCCCCAGUAGCAGCAACACCUCCUUUCCACAUAGGCCUUUGGAAAAUUCAGUCAGCAUGGCACAAAGUUACCAACAAACGCGUCUCUAUAUGGACGUUCGAUAAGCGAGGGCCGGACAUGGAACGGUUGGGUCCACAAGGAAAGGAGAGGGCAAUAGAAGUCAUGAAGGCAGAGGCGUCAGCUCUGGGACGACUACGCCAUCCAUCUAUCCUGGAAAUGGUCGAACCUAUAGAGGAGUCCAGAACUGAAGUUGUAUUUGCAUCGGAGCCCGUUCUAUCCUCCCUGGAGCUCGCAAUACCGGAUUCUGGUCGGAGGACAUCCCUCGUUGAACUCGACGAAAUUGAGAUUCAAAAAGGAAUACUUCAGAUUUGCAAAGGGCUUUCCUUCCUCCACAACUCCGCCAAAAUCAUCCACUCCAACCUAUGUCCAGAAAGUAUUGUGAUCAAUGGUGCUGGAGAUUGGAAGAUAUCUGGGCUCGGACUAACGAUUCCGCUUCAGACGCCCGGUGGUGGGCUUUCUCGAUGGGAAUUCCCGACCUUCGAUGGGAGAGUGCCCAGCUAUAUUCAGCGAUCAUUCGAUUACAUGGCUCCCGAAUAUGCACUUGAUGAACAACUUGUGACGGCCUCUGAUAUGUAUUCAUUGGGCUGCGUUGUGUAUGCUGUUCACUCUAAGGGUAGCCCUCCAUUCAAAAAUCACGGCAGCCUUGGAGGUCUGCGAGAAAAUGCCUCCAAACCUGUACCAGGAUUGGAAAGGCUUGACCACGAUCUGCAAUCUUUAUUGCGUUUACUCAUAACGAGGCACUACGGCUCACGACCCACACCUGAGACGCUGCCAACCCAUCCAUUCUUUUCUUCUCUGCCUAUUUCCACGUUGAACUUUCUGGAUCGAUCGAAUUUUACGGCGAAGACGCGAGAAGAGAAGAUUUCCUUCAUGAAGGGACUUACAGGUGUUCUUGAUAGAUUCUCUGAUGGAUUGCAAACGCGGAAGAUUUUGCCUUCUCUGCUGGAAGAGAUGAAAGAUAUCCACCUGCUGCCCUACAUCUUGCCCAACGUCUUUGCGAUAUCCCAAUCACUAUCAGCGUCUCAAUUUGCGACCACAGUCCUGCCCAGUCUAAAACCGUUAUUUGCAAUUCGAGAACCGCCGCAGAACAUGUUAACUCUCUUAGACAACCUUACAAUGUUGCAGGACAAGACUGAUAAAAAUGUCUUUCGAGAACACGUAUUACCCCUUGUUUACAAUGCACUCGAAUCAGAGCACACGAUUGUACAAGAACGAGCUCUCAAAAUCGUGCCUGGUCUUUGCGAAACCAUCGACUUCGCUGAAGUGCAAGGUGUUCUUUUCCCUCGCGUUGCAAUCGUUUUCACCAAGACGCGGAUCCUGUCAGUCAAAGUGGCUACCCUCGAAACAUUCCUUUCCAUGGUCAAAACCUUAGACCAAUCGAGUUUGACCCAAAAGCUUGUCCCGUUACUUGCCAAAAUCCGUACGAAAGAGCCGGCUGUUAUGAUGGCAACUCUGUCUGUGCAUGAAGCAAUGGGAUUCAAAGUUGAUCGAGAAGCCGUCGCCACCUUGGUUCUACCCCAAUUGUGGGCAAUGUCCAUGGGCCCUUUGCUCAGCGUCGGCCAGUUCCAACGUUUUAUGGCGGUGAUCAAGAAACUGGGCGAGAGAGUCGAAAAGGAACACAACCAAUUCCUGCGAGAUUCUCAGCGUCUUGAGGAUCGUUCUGGACUGUCCACCAAUGGAGCAAGCACAACCAACGGGGCAGCUUCAAGUCUUGACUUUGAAAGUCUCGUCGGAAGAUCAGGUAAUGGUACUGCUGUGAAAGCUGAUAAAACGACAGAGGAUGACAUUAGUUGGGAUGACGAUGUUUGGGGUAGCAUACUUAGCACGAAAGCUGUUUCUCCACAACCAGCAUCACCUGUCAUUUCAUCGCAUCCUGCUAUCUCAUCUGCCGCACAAUCCGCUUCAACUUCCGUUGCUGGUCGAGCGGCUUCGUUCCAGCCACGGCCAUUCAAACUUAAUUCUACAACAAGCGUAGCGGGUACAUCGACGUUAUCCAUUGGCAAACAGCAAGAAAGGCGGACUGCUUCUUUCUCGCAGCCUAGCACAAACCCAUCACAUUCGUUCGCACCGAGCGCCUUUCCGCCCCCUCCUGGGUCGCAGACACGUACGGUACCUACAAUCACGCCACCUAUUCUCCCGAAACCGCACGGAACUCCCUAUAAUCCCGCAAAUCAUAGCAUAGGCUCCCUGACAACUAACACUAUUACCGGUGCUAGCAUGUUGACCUCUACCCCUAUGAAACCAACUGUGCCCCAACAGUCCGGUCCCCCUUCAUUUAUGUCUGUGCCCAGUACUCUGCCCGCCCGAUUGCCAAUGCCAAUGGGUGGGUUGCUGCAGCCUUCCAAGCCACGGCAACCGCCAGAGGCUGGGUCAACACAUGUACUAUCAAAGAACGACUGGGGAGAUUUCGAUCCACUAUCUUAA